Ylistrum balloti is the source of this 2177-nucleotide messenger RNA. RefSeq lists its product as uncharacterized. Bases 94 to 2112 code for a protein of 672 amino acids. The transcript has 9 exons. Lineage: Eukaryota; Metazoa; Mollusca; Bivalvia; Pectinida; Pectinidae. Gene Ontology annotation, molecular function: RNA polymerase II general transcription initiation factor activity. Gene Ontology annotation, biological process: snRNA transcription. Gene Ontology annotation, cellular component: nuclear body. The record is from RefSeq and is a predicted model, not a curated record.
ACCGAAUAUGCGGCUACAAAUUAAAAGCUGGAAUUUUGCUUGAAGAUGGUAUCGUUCUCUUUGAAGUGCAGUCUACAUAUUUGAAAGACAGACAUGGCAGGUAACAUAGGACACAAAGUUGUUGUUGACAUCAAUCUCACUUCUCUUGAUGUAAAAGAUGAUGGUGAUGAGGAAGAUAUGACUGAUGAAGAUGAACUCCUGACAGAUGAUGAUGAAAAUGAAGAUGAUGUGCAUGAAGAAAUACCACUCUCUUUAACCGGUGGCAAGUACAGUGGCAGAGAACAGUCAAGAGUUCAACUGACUGCUCGUCCAGCCAGGGAAAGGAAACAAAAACAACAGUUCAAUUGGGCAAAUUUCAAUUGGACUUAUAAAGAAAAACAACAGUUACUUGGAGCCCUUAAAAAAUAUCCACCUUCAGCUGUUGACCUGAUACAUGCAGAAGUUUCUACCAAGACAAAAUUACAGAUAAAAGAUUACUUGAACAAGAUUCACAAAUCUAUCCAAUGGAAAAGUGACAAUCCAAUGCCUAUUGUGGAUUGGAUCAACAUGGGACGAGAUCUGGUGAGAACGGAGAAGAAAGACUACACUGACAGUUUACAGAGGGCUAUGUCAAUAAUUAGCAGCUUUGAGGAUCAUCCCAAGCCUGCUAAGAGGGUACCUGACUACAAGGCUAUUUAUAGAUACUUGGCCCUGGUCCUGGAGGGAAAAGAACUGCCCUUGUUGGGGCCACUAGAGAGUGCGGUCGUGCUUGACCUUCUUCAUGGUGUGGUGAACAAAAUUGCUGUGUCUGAGACAUCUAGACAGCGACAGGUGAUGAAAUGGAAAUACAAGCUUCUUUCUGGAAAAGUGGACACAUCAAACAGCUUGCCAUUCAUCAAACAGGCUCGCAAGGCUCUCUCUAAUGAUUUUACUGAUUUUGAAGGCCAAUCAAGCAGUAAUAUCAAUAAAGUAGGGAGAGAUGUAAAUACAGAGACCAGUCCAGGAAACGUGCCUUCUUCUUCCAGUCAGCUUCCAGCCAAUACAAGAACAGAAGCCAGUAAAAAAACUAACACCAGUAAGCUGCCAGAGAAAACCACCACAAGUAAUAAACCAGCUACUAUUUCCUCUGAAUCCUCAGCUGUAGUUAAUUCUAGAAAAAGCCUGGUAGUAUGUGAAACUGCAGGAACAUCACAGAACACUGAAAAGUCAGACAACCCUUCAUCUGUAGUUCAUCAACAGGAAGGACUACCCAAAACACAACAUAAACAAAAUAGAUUUGAAUUAUCAAGCUUAAGAACUGAGAAUGACAUUACAGUUGAUAGAAAUAUGUAUGUCACUGUUGACAAAACAGAUGAAGGAAACAAGAGCAUUGAUAUGGGAAAGCUUCAGGGAAAGAGAAGAAUCGUCGAGAAUAUACAACAGAAAGAUGAUAGGGCUUUGAUACAGGAGGAGGAUUGUCCACCGGUCAAACGCCAACGAGGUGAUGUUAACAACAUAAACUUGUGUCCUCAGCCAGAUUUACAGGUUGUUACUGUAGACACUGGUGGUAAGAUCACCAACUCAAAACAGACAGGGAGGUCGACCAGCAGUGAAGGACAGAACAGCACAGCAUCUGAAGGGAGUCAGUCUUCGUCAGCCCAUGAGAAUGGACCUCAAGCACCUAAAGACCAGUCACACUCAACUGGAAAAAAACGCAGACUGGUUGGCCGGCCACCAAAGGGCAUGAUAAAGACAGAGGAUGAAGGUGAUUCCUCCCAAACUAAGGAUAAGUGGCACUGGAGGAGGCCAGGUAGACUUGUAGGGUCGAAAAAAGUUUAUCCAGAAAGACAAGAAAAAGCUCCUGAGGACCCAUCAGAGAUUCCAAAAAAACCUUCACUUUAUACUUUGAACCCUUUCUGUGUUCCAGUGAGUCUUCUUCCUCUCCAUAAUAAAUCUAUAUCUUUGCCAGUCCAAACAGUAACAUUAAAGAAACAGAUUCCUGCCAUCAUCCCAAAGAAACAUAGUCCUAUGUUUAAUAAGAGAAAAAAUGAUGGAGUGACUUCGGUUAGUAUUCACAGAAUGGCCGCUGUCAUUCCAGUGUCUAAACAGCAUGUUCUACUUCCUAACGCUGCGUCACAGAAGUCUCAAUCAUAGGUUCCACAGGGAUCUGAAUCAGAAAUAAAUUUGCAGUGAAAUGAAAUAAAACAAUGCUUGUUCCA